AUGCCUGCUACCAGCACCGUUGCGACGUCGUGUUUGUGUCUCUGUUCUCGAACGCCUCUGGCCAAGUUGGACGGGAGCAAACAGCGCUCAUUGCCUGAAAAGACUUCUUGUCCCGUCCCGUCUGCCACUUGCACAAGGCAAGGCUUUGGGGGAAGGGGCGCGACGAUCCACUGCAAAAAAGUACCUUGUGCUGCUGAAAGUACCUUGCGCUUCGUUGGGGACACAGAGAUACCUUUUCAAAGUUCCAAGUACGAAGUGCCUUACGGUACAACAUCGCAGCGCCUCGGAGGUACGUACCACUUCGCGAAUGGCAUUUUCAAUCUCGCUCUCGCGCCCAAAUCAAUUUGGUUGCUGCUGGGCUGCCGGCGCCUGCCAAACACAUUCACUCAUUCAUCGUGUAUUCGUGACUACGCCUCCUUCUUUCUCCUCCCCAUCCUGUCAUCUAACCUUGUUCCCUUGUCACCAUCCUCCCACACCACCCUGGAACUAGACCAACUGCAUUUUAACCUCUCCCCGUCCCCUUCAUCUCGACACUGGACUCCUGGAGGCUCGUCUCUCUUCAAGCUCGCGCCUCCAUUUGCUUCCCUUGCCAAGCCGUCUCGACUGCCGUUUACCGACAUUUACCAGAUAGAAAGAGCCAGAGAAAUAGAAAGCCAAGAAGACGCACAACGCGCAGACAUACAUCAGUUCGCCACGCCGCGCUACGGCCAUCCAGCAUCACAUCCGUUACAAAACUUUCCAUUUACCCCGACUUCCACGCGCCAGGCGCAUCUAGGAUACCCCCUGGGCAACCGAAUCGCCCAUAGACACUCUUCAACAACCACCGAUCCUCUCUCGUUUUUUCCAACUCUCCCUAGCGCAAGCACCAUGUCUAAAACAAAGAUUCCCAAUCUUCCUGAUCUCUCUGAUCUUCUCGACUACGAUCACACCGUUGCUGGCCAUGCUGGAACCAUGACCACUGCCGAUGGCUCCAUGUUCAUCAAGCCCUGUACGCAGGCAGAGAUCGAUUUUUAUCAAUCGGCCUACUCAGACCCUGCGCAUGCCGACUUCAAAGAAAUAAUGCCCGACUUCUGGGGAACCUUGAGCCUUGUCGACCCUCUCGAACUCAGCUCUGUCGAAGAUGGUGUUCCCGGUCCCGUCGCCUCGCCUGAGGCCAAGAAGGAGCUCGAGGCCUCCGUUACCGGGCAGCCCCCGGCCGAUUCGCAUCAGGAGAAUGGAAAGUGGGUGCAGAACAAGUCAAAGAAGAUCAAGACCGAUCAGUCGGUCGUCCUCAACAACUCUGGCUCGGGCUUUGCCUCGCCCAACUUUCUCGACGUCAAGUUGGGUGUCAGGCUGUGGGCCGACGAUGCGCCUGCCGAGAAGAAGCGCAGGUUCGACGACAUCACGAGCAAGACCACACACGGCCCCCUGGGCUUUAGAAUCGCGGGUAUGAAGGUCUGGCGCGGCUCCACCAUGAAGUCCGAGCUGGAUCAGAAUGACUACAAGGUAUACGAUAAGGACUACGGCCGCACCUACGUAAAUACCGAUAAUGUUGUCGAAAACUUCCGUAAAUUCAUCUUCAACAAGGCCGCCGGUAUCGACGACGACCUGGCACGCGCGGUUGUUACGGCUUUCCUGCAUGACCUGCGAAACGUCGAACGUGUCCUCUCUUCGGAAGAGAGCAGAAUGUACUCGGCUAGCUUACUGUUCGUUUUCGAGGGCGACGGCGACAAGCUCAGAGAAGCCAUUGCGCAGAACAACGCGGUCGUCGACAGUAUCGUGGCCGCGGAGGUCAAGGUUGAGGCAGAGGGCGAGAAGCCUGGUAGAACUACCUCCCGUGUGGAUAGUGGCAUCGAGCUGAUCGAGGAAGACCGUGUGACGAUCCAUGUCCCCGAUCACGGUAGCCUUUCAGACGACGAUGACGAUGACGACGAUGUCGAAUUGCCCAAGGUCUUCACGUUGAAACUUAUUGAUUUCGCCCACGCACAGUGGACUCCCGGCCAGGGUCCCGACGAAAACGCGCUCAAGGGCGUGCGGAGUUUGAUCAAGAUAUUCGAAGAAAUGGAAAAGGAAGAAGGCUACCGGUCCUCGACUUUCGCAGCACCACCACGAAAAGUUUUGCGGGCCAUGAUUUACGAGCACGGUUUGCUCAACGAUUACAAUACCCAGAUACAGUCGAGCGCGCUUUGGUGCGAAGUAGAAGUCGCUCCUGAGGAGGACAACAGGCUCGCAUCCAUGAUAACGACCUUGAGAUACACCAUCAUCAUCAUCAUCACACCAGGCUCUGAAGUAUGUCACUACCGCGUGCUAACGGCAGGGAACCCAAAGGUUACCUCGCAUCAACUAUGGGCCCUGCAUGGAACCAAUGCAGGCCGGCUGCACAGUAGCGGUAUCAUCAAGGGCUUCUCCUGGCAAUACGGAACAGACCUAGGCAUACAGCCUGAGAGAUUCUAUUCUGGAGACUGGGGUGGCAUAUUCGAGAGCUCUCCACUACAGAGUAUCAAGAUUUGGGUAUUUCUCAAGAGCUUGGUGCAAAGGUCUGACUCUUCCGUUGCCAAUGCCUCCGAUGUCCGUCACCCAUUCGUGCUUGUUCUUUUCCCAUCCGCUCUUGCUCAAUAA
Messenger RNA from Colletotrichum lupini, 2598 nucleotides. Its product is annotated as inositol polyphosphate kinase. Gene Ontology annotation, molecular function: inositol hexakisphosphate kinase activity; inositol-1,4,5,6-tetrakisphosphate 3-kinase activity. Bases 1 to 2598 code for a protein of 865 amino acids. Lineage: Eukaryota; Fungi; Ascomycota; Sordariomycetes; Glomerellales; Glomerellaceae. Gene Ontology annotation, cellular component: nucleus; cytoplasm. The record is from RefSeq and is a predicted model, not a curated record. The transcript is spliced from 10 exons. Gene Ontology annotation, biological process: phosphatidylinositol phosphate biosynthetic process; inositol phosphate biosynthetic process.